UGGCGAUGAAAUAUGUUAUGUUCUAAAGUGUGAACCACUUUGGGAAGACUAUGUGAAAAUGACUAGAGAUGAAAUCAAUAUUGACAAAACGGUUAUCAAAGAAAUGUCAAAAUUAUGGGCAAAUUUUGCAAAAUAUGGCGAUCCCACGCCGGCAAGCUAUACAGGUAAUACUACAUGGCCGCCGUUGAAUUUAGAUGGUAGUAACGUUUUGCUAAUAAGAAAAAUAUUUGAUACAACUGAUUUCAGAGCAGAAACCCUCAUAUAUCGUUACUGGAAUCACAUAUAUGAUCGAUUUUACCAGGACCACCAUUGUAAAACUAAACAUGAUGAGCUGUAGUGUAAAGAUUAAUUUUAUAAUAACUUACCUUACAUUUACUCCGUCAAUUGCU
Molecule: messenger RNA, 389 nt
Organism: Spodoptera exigua (beet armyworm)
Lineage: Eukaryota; Metazoa; Arthropoda; Insecta; Lepidoptera; Noctuidae
Source: the annotation of a GenBank genome assembly